Molecule: messenger RNA, 1211 nt
Organism: Gadus chalcogrammus (walleye pollock)
Lineage: Eukaryota; Metazoa; Chordata; Actinopteri; Gadiformes; Gadidae
Product: claudin-4-like
Exons: 1
Coding region: 122-748 (208 amino acids)
Biological process (GO): bicellular tight junction assembly; cell adhesion
Cellular component (GO): bicellular tight junction; plasma membrane
Molecular function (GO): structural molecule activity
Source: RefSeq, a predicted model, not a curated record
GUUACCUCCAGCUCUGCCGAGGAGGAAACAGCCUUCACAGACCGUGCCUCCACUCCGUCCCCUCACCUGACCUGCUCCGGCUUACUCCCCCUCCUGGUGCGUUCCUCCAUCAGUGCUCACCAUGGUUUCUACUGGGAGACAACUGCUGGGCUUGGCCCUGGCCAUCGUAGGCUGGAUCGGCGCCAUCUUGGUGUGCGCUCUGCCCAUGUGGAAGGUGAGCGCCUUCAUCGGCGCCAACAUCAUCACGGCGCAGACCACCUGGGAGGGCAUCUGGAUGAACUGCGUGGUGCAGAGCACGGGCCAGAUGCAGUGCAAGGUGUACGACUCUCUCCUGGCGCUGAGCUCGGACCUGCAGGCGGCGAGGGCCCUGACCGUGGUGUCCAUCGUGGCGGGCGUAGUCGGCAUCUUGCUGGGCAUCGUCGGCGGCAAGUGCACCAACUUUGUGAGUGAGGAGCGGGCCAAGAGCAGGAUCGGCAUCGCGGCCGGCGUGGUGUUCCUGAUUGCGGGGGUGCUGGUGCUGGUGCCCGUGUGCUGGACGGCCAACACCGUCAUCCAGAACUUCUACAACCCCAUCCUGGUGGGGGCCCAGAAGAGGGAGCUGGGGGCCUCGCUGUACAUCGGCUGGGGGGCCGCCGGGCUGCUGCUCCUGGGGGGGGCCCUCCUCUGCAGCUCCUGCCCGCCCAGCGAGGAGCGCCGGCCGUACGAGGCGGCGUACUCCAAGGCGGCGAGCAGCCGGGCGUACGUGUAGAGGCAAGGAGCCAUGGCGAGGUUGAAUUGUUGAAAGACAACCCUACAGACGCGCUCACACAUACAGUCCGAUGUGAUAUGAAGCAUUGCCUCAUGCUUCCGCUGCCUGGAAACUAUGCUGUGUAUUGUUGGCUUGACGCUUUGUUGAAUGUAUUGAAUGUGAACUCGUUGCGAAGUGUGUCCUGAGUCAUGCUGCUCCACGAAGCCUGAGUCGGUGCAGCUGCCUGCUGGUCGCUCACUAGCUGCCAUGGAGAGGCCUGGCUUUGAGCCACCAGUGGAGUAGACCUGGAAAUGCUUCUCCUCUCCACCAAUCUGAAUGUCUGCAUCUGCCUUGUUUAACUUUAUUAUUUUUUGAUUGUGUGCGUGAUUGUACUAUAUCUAUGUACAAUUUCUUUAUAAAAAAUGAAUAAAGUGUCAGUGAUGAUGACAAACGCUGAAGAAACCUGUCUGUCCAGCUUCUCACU